CUAGACUUUGAUGCAUCAUAUUUCCAUGUACUGCAUUUUGCUCUUGUGUAACAGACUUCUCUGCCUUAGCUGUUCAGGUCUUUUAGACUCAAGACAUUUCUUAAUGAGGGAAACAAUGAAAAAGAUGUGCAGGCCAGCUUCACAUCAAAGGGGCAAAUCCUUUACCAAAUCUGCCCACAAACACGUUUGUUUGAAAAGUCAAAACGUUCAUUUCAUGUAUGCAUCUAAACCACCAUGUGCAUAAUAUCCGGUUUAAAAAGUAAUCCGGUUUCAUUCAGGAAACCAUUUUCUAGAACCACCCUGACUAGUGCAGAUCGAGUACUGGGUGUGUCAAAUGAUCCUCUUAACAAAACCCAUGCAAGAUGCUCAGUGAGGUUUUUAUGUGAUAAUAUGCAUUACAGAACAUGCUUUGGACUGAAAGUGUUUGGAUUUUUAUACAUUUUAAAGAGAAAAAAGUAAAGCACUGCACUGCUAAAAGAGAAUUUUGAUGACGUGUGAUAUUUAGAUGUGAUAUUGUUUGGUUCAUAUGUAGAACUGGGUGAUUAUGAACAAGGCAUUAAAGGGUGUGAGCAUAGCUAGAAAUAACAACAGACUCAAAAAUCAAUACAGCCCGCCUUUCUGUAAGACACUCAACCACUUCAAAACAUCUAGACUUCGCUUCCUCUCUUAGGCAGAGAGAGAGAGAGAGAGAGAGAGAGAGCUAUCACUCUCAUCAACAUUGUGUUCAAGGCAACAAACUUCUAUCAUGAUCCUUAAUGUAUACAACACAAAGGAGCACCAAAAAAACUGGAUGCAUCAUCUAACAGAAACUAGAGAGCAGAAAUUGAUCGUUUACAGCUAUAACUGCAGCUGUGAAACUACAAGGACAUCACUAUGAGCAAACCAGAAGACAGCAGUCCAGCAUCCUUCUUUCUGGAGGUGGAUGACAGGACAGAGGAGGAGAUGGCCAAGGCCAAGCAGGCGAGGAAAGGUCACUCUAAGGACAAGAUGCCCAUGGAUUCUAAUUACCUGGAAGAUGUUGUUGUACCCUCACCCAGAAUUAGAAUAAACCCUGAGAAGCUAACCAGACAAGUGAAAGAGAAGCCAGCAGAGCAGGACAGUGAGAGGUUUACCAUCGAGGAUUUGUUUGAGGCAGCGUCCAGUGGUGACGUGUCUAAACUGCAGGGUUUACAGAAGUACCUGCAAAAAAAAAACAAACAUCUCAGCGAUUCAUUAUAUAUGUCCAAUGGAAAGACAGCCCUGCUAAAAGCUCUUUUAAACUUGAAGAAUGGCGAGAAUGCCACUAUCGAAUAUCUGCUUGACAUUGCAGAGAAAAUGAAUGAUUUAAAGAAAUUCAUAAAUGCUGCAUACACAGACAGUUACUUCAAAGGACAGACAGCUCUCCAUGUUGCUAUUGAAAGGAGGAGUGCAAAGUUUGUAGAGAUGCUGGUUAAGAAAGGAGCAGAUGUCCAUGCAAAAGCCUGUGGGACAUUCUUUCAGCCAAAUAAAGGCAUGUGCUUCUAUUUUGGUGAGUUGCCAUUGUCGCUGGCUGCUUGCACGAAUCAGCUAGAUAUUGUUAACUUCCUGUUGAAUAACACUUAUCAGCAAGUGGAUCUCAGGGAGCGGGACUCUCAUGGAAACAUGGUGCUUCAUGCCCUAGUAAUCGUGGCCGAUAAUAGUCCUGCAAACACAGAGUUUGUCAUUGCCAUGUAUGACCAUAUCUUAACCAAAGCCGCUCAACAAAAUAUAAAGCUGGAGGAAAUCGAGAAUUUUCAGGGACUAACUCCCAUUAAACUGGCAGCCAACACAGGAAAAAUUGAGUUGUUUAGGCACAUUGUUCAGCGGGAGUUUAAAGAGUGCAGACACCUGUCACGGAAGAUCACAGAAUGGGUCUAUGGUCCAGUGUGCUCCUCUCUCUAUGAUCUUUCAUCUCUCGACACCUACGAGAAGAACUCCGUACUGGAGAUAGUCGUCUAUGGCAGUGGUAUUCCUAAUCGUCUUGAUAUGCUCACAAUUGAGCCACUCAAUCAACUACUAGAAGAGAAGUGGGACAGAUUUGCACGAUGGAUUUUCUUGUUUAACUUCAUCGUUUAUCUUGUCUACCUUUUCAUCUUCACUGCAGUUGCUCUUCAGCGCCCAUUAGGAGAGGUUCCACAUACUUAUGGGAAUCAAAGGGAAGACUACCUGCUUCUUACAGGACACAUUAUAACUGCCAUUGGUGCGCUUUACUUCUUUUUGAAAGGGUUAAUAGAUAUGGUCAGGAAGCAUACAAGAUUUCAGGCCCUGUUGAUAGACGGAUACAAUGAUGAGCUUUUUUUUCUGCAGGCCCUGCUCUUCAUGGUGUGUGGUGCACUGUACUUUUUUGGUAAGGAUGAAUACGUGGUUUUUCUAGUUCUGUGCCUUGCUCUGAGCUGGGUAAACCUCCUCUACUUCUCCAGGGGAUCCAAAUUCAUGGGAAUCUACAGUGUCAUGACACAAAAGAUGAUUCUUGGAGAAAUUCGACGAUUCCUUGUUGUGUACCUGGUCUUCCUAAUUGGAUUUUCUACAGCUUUGGUAACGCUUCUCAAUGAGAAACAUUUAGGCACAAAAAGCCGUUCUUUCUUUGAGGUUAUGAAUGGAACUGAGAACUGCAAGAAGCCCACGUAUAAAAGCAUUUCUUUCACCACUCUGGAGUUGUUUAAGUUUACAAUUGGCAUGGGAGAUCUGGAGUUCACAGAUAAUUAUAAUUAUGAGGGGGUGUUUUAUGUGCUGUUGAUCUUGUAUAUUGUACUGACAUACAUUCUGCUGCUGAACAUGCUGAUUGCGCUGAUGAAUAGAAGCGUGGAGGAGAUGUUCAGUGAGAGCACCGGUAUCUGGAAACUACAGCGUGCAAUCACCACCUUGGAUAUGGAGUGGAUGCUUCCUCACUGUCUGAAAAAAAGGCUGCGCUCAGGGGUGAAGAAGAACCUGGGCAGGGGUCAAGAGCCCGAUCAACGGUGGUGCUUCAGAGUGGAAGAAGUCAACUGGAAACAGUGGAAAAGAAACCUCGGUAUAGUGAGCGAGGAUCCUGGGAAUUUACGCACGAGCGUACCUUCGACAACUGAACACCAGAAAGAGCCUGGAUGGGGUGGAAUCGUGCGAACUUUCAGUAAAUGGGGGACACAAAGACGCAGACAGCACAUAAAUGCACACGAGUUAAGUCCACUAGCUGAGGUCUCGAGCUCUGAUGGACUUCUGAUGACAAAUACCACCAGUGGACUGUAAAUCACUGUGUAUGCCCAUAAUGUCUCUGUGCUAUGCCAGGUUUUAAACUGCUUGAAGAUCAAGCUAUUUUAUUCAAUAUACUGGAUCUAUGUGUUAUUUACUUACAAUGACUUGAAGAGGAAAAGACGACUAUUUCCACUACUAAGUUUAUCUGGCUGGAAUAAAAUAAGCAUAUACAUCAAACACCUUCUGUACACAAAAACUGUACAAUGAUGAAUGUUUUUCAUUUACACUAACAUGUGUUUUAUGGUCAAGUGUUUUAUGGUUAAGAACCCAUUACAGAGUUUCCACACUUUUUCAUUGUUUGUGGUUAUUAGUUAAGGACAUUUAUAAACAUUUUAUAAUUUCUAGCUGAUUAAAUAUUUUAGAACUGAUCAUAACUAGAAAAUAAUACAUAUUCUCUAGAAAGAAAAAUCCAGGCCUUGAAAUAUUUUCCAUGAACAUGGGAACCCUGCCAAUAACACAAUGUAUUGUCACAUAUUUACAUAUUCUGUACACAUUUACUUGUAAUUGACACUUAAUUUCCCAAAAAUAAAAAAAAAUGUAAAAU
Messenger RNA from Xyrauchen texanus (razorback sucker), 3772 nucleotides. RefSeq names its product transient receptor potential cation channel subfamily V member 1-like. The coding region runs from base 874 to 3222 and encodes 782 amino acids. Gene Ontology annotation, biological process: calcium ion import across plasma membrane. Gene Ontology annotation, molecular function: protein binding; calcium channel activity. NCBI's taxonomy places the organism in Eukaryota, Metazoa, Chordata, Actinopteri, Cypriniformes, Catostomidae. The record is from RefSeq and is a predicted model, not a curated record. The transcript has 16 exons. Gene Ontology annotation, cellular component: membrane.